AUUAUGGGAAGGAUCGCAGUUGCUUUAAAUUAUAGAAGUUGGCAAGUGCCUGGGAGAAGGAGUGGGAGGUUGUUUAAACUGAGAAAGACGGUUGCAGAACUUCGUACGACAGCAUGAGCUGGCGCUCCGCACACAUCCUCUACUUUUCUUCAAGACACUUCCCUGCAUUGUUGGGGAGCAGCUUGAGGAAUAAACGGAUUUCUACCCUGAGUAUUUUUUAAUGGUUUCUAAAUUCAUGGGAGAACCAAGGCAAGGAAGUCUAAUGUUUGGGGAGGACGUUUGAACCCAGCAAUGCCCAGGAAAGAGCCCAAGAUGAUUGUCCUGCUCUACGUGACGAGUCUUGCCAUCUGUGCAAGUGGACAGCCUCGAAGCAAUCAGGCUAAGGGAGAGAGCUACUCUCCAAGGUACAUCUGCAGCAUCCCUGGCUUACCCGGGCCCCCAGGUCCUCCCGGAGCCAAUGGCUCCCCGGGACCUCAUGGUCGCAUUGGCCUUCCUGGAAGGGAUGGUAGAGAUGGCAGAAAAGGCGAAAAGGGGGAAAAGGGCGCUGCAGGUCUGAAAGGUAAGACUGGACCCCUGGGCCUUGCUGGUGAGAAAGGAGACCAAGGAGAGACUGGGAAGAAAGGACCCAUGGGACCAGAGGGGGAGAAAGGAGAAAUCGGUCCAGCCGGGCCUCCUGGGCCAAAGGGAGACCGAGGAGAUCAAGGGGACCCGGGACUGCCUGGAGUGUGCAGAUGCGGAAGCAUUGUGCUCAAAUCUGCCUUUUCAGUUGGCAUCACAACCAGCUACCCAGAAGAAAGACUACCCAUCAUAUUUAACAAAGUGCUGUUCAAUGAGGGGGAGCACUACAACCCUGCAACGGGGAAGUUCAUUUGUGCUUUCCCAGGGAUCUAUUACUUUUCUUAUGACAUCACGUUGGCCAAUAAGCACCUAGCAAUCGGGCUGGUGCACAAUGGGCAGUACCGAAUAAGGACCUUUGAUGCCAACACAGGGAACCACGAUGUGGCCUCGGGUUCCACAGUCAUCUACCUGCAGCCGGAAGAUGAGGUCUGGCUGGAGAUCUUCUUCAAUGACCAGAAUGGCCUUUUCUCAGAUCCAGGCUGGGCGGACAGCUUGUUCUCUGGGUUUCUCCUCUAUGUUGAUACAGAUUACCUGGAUUCUAUAUCAGAAGACGAUGAGCUGUGAUCAGGACUGCAGGCCUGAAGGUUGCAACACAAGUACCACAGUGGCUUGCACUCUGAUGUGAUCUGGAGUGCUGCUGGAAGGUGGAGCAAAAGACACAGGGAUUCGGAAAAUGUUUUUUACAGACGGCUCUGGUAGAGUUAUCAAAAUGAGACAAACCACCUACCCAUUGAAAUCACAACAAAAUGAAUGGGCAUACAAUAACCCCAGACAUGGACCCCCUAAAGUAAUGACCCUAAAUAUUUAAGCAAAUUAAAGAUGAUGUUAACAAAUUUGAAUGCCCUUGGCAAUACAACCAGCUGGUAGUGACACUGCCUUAUUAAACAUUCAUAAAACCCCAGUUUUGUUUGUUAUUUAGGAUAAUCAUAAUAUUACGGUCAAAUUUGUUGACAAUUCUCAAGAGUAAAAACAAAGUAAGAGAUGCUAAGAAUUUUCUAACAAAUUAAAAUAGAGUGACAGAUUUCUUUUAUUCCUUUAUGCUUGUACAUGAUCCAAUAACUCGGUGUGUGUGUGUGUGUGUGUGUGUGUGUGUGUGUGUGUGUGUAUACACCAGACGAUAUCAGCUGUCCCCUCUCAGAUGUUAUCCAUCUUGUUCUUUGAGCCACAGUGUCCCCUGAACCUGGAGCUCACUUAUCUGGGUAUCCUGCCUGACUAGGAAAUCCCAGAAGCUACCUGUUCCCUUCUCUCCAACACAAAGACUACAAGCAUGUAUCACCAUAUCUGGCUUGUGUUUAUAUCGGUUCUGAAGGAUCAAACUCAGGUCCUCACGCUUACAAAGAACACACUCUGAACUGUGCUAUCAACCCAGCCGUCCGCAGCUCUCUAAUGAGACUGUGUAGAGCAGAUACUGAGUGCUGAACCAGACAGAAAAAAAUAUGGCAAUAGCCUUAUUUCAUGCAGGCUGGAGUGUAGGGAGCAUUGUGACACAGAGGCAUAAGAUGAUCACCAUGGUAAACAGAUCGAUUCUGUGCUAGAGACACAAAAACCAUGAUGCCUGAGCUUGGAAGCCAAAGACUUCUCACAAAGAAAAACCACUAAGAAUAACAAAUGCAAGUGUUUCUGUAAGUACAACAGUUGCAGAGGAAAAAGGGGAUAAGAUCCUGCAAUCUCCUCAUCCCCCCUGACAUGUCAGUGUUAUUUUCAAUCAAGAAGGAUUGAAAGAUGGAAAGAGGGAAUCCUGAGAAAGGAACUCGAGGUGGUGAUUGGGGCAAAA
This is a messenger RNA of Apodemus sylvaticus (European woodmouse), 2392 nucleotides long. RefSeq names its product C1q and TNF related 7 (gene C1qtnf7). The transcript has 3 exons. Bases 292 to 1182 code for a protein of 296 amino acids. NCBI's taxonomy places the organism in Eukaryota, Metazoa, Chordata, Mammalia, Rodentia, Muridae. Gene Ontology annotation, molecular function: protein binding. The record is from RefSeq and is a predicted model, not a curated record.